Molecule: messenger RNA, 825 nt
Organism: Malassezia pachydermatis
Lineage: Eukaryota; Fungi; Basidiomycota; Malasseziomycetes; Malasseziales; Malasseziaceae
Product: prohibitin phb1
Exons: 4
Coding region: 1-825 (274 amino acids)
Biological process (GO): mitochondrion organization
Cellular component (GO): membrane; mitochondrion
Source: RefSeq, a predicted model, not a curated record
AUGAACACGGCUACCAACUUCCUGUCCAGGUUUGCAGUGCCUCUGGGCAUUGGCGCCCUUGCUGUCCAGGCCAGCAUGUAUGAUGUACCAGGUGGAUACCGUGCCGUGAUGUUCGAUCGCUUCACUGGUGUGAAGGACAAGGCUACGUCUGAAGGCACUCAUUUCUUGAUUCCCUGGCUCCAGCGCGCCAUUCUCUACGACGUGCGUAUUAAGCCGCGCACCAUUUCCACGACCACUGGUUCGAAGGAUUUACAAAUGGUGACGCUUUCUCUGCGUGUGCUCUCGCGCCCAGAUGUCUCCCAUCUCCCUAAGAUUUACCAGUCACUGGGUCUGGACUACGAUGAACGUGUACUUCCCUCGAUUGGUAACGAAGUCUUGAAAGCUACCGUGGCGCAAUUCGAUGCAGCUGAGCUGAUUACCCAGCGUGAAGUGGUCAGUGCCCGCAUUCGUGAGGAUUUGUUGAACCGCGCGCGUGAGUUCAACAUUGUGUUGGAGGAUGUCUCUAUCACGCACCUUACCUUUGGUCAGGAGUUUACCAAGGCUGUGGAACAAAAACAGAUUGCGCAACAGGACGCUGAGCGUGCCAAGUUCGUCGUCGAGAAGGCUGAACAGGAACGCCAGGCCUCGGUUAUUCGUUCGGAAGGUGAAGCCGAGGGUGCUGCGCUCAUUACGAAGGCUUUGGACAAGGCUGGUGAUGGUCUGCUGACGGUCCGUCGUAUCGAGGCGGCUCAGCAGAUCGCCAAGACGCUGAGCUCGGCAAAGAAUGUGACAUACCUGCCCUCUAGCAGCGGCAAUAUUCUGCUAGGUGUGAACCAGCAACCGUGA